GAAUGAUUUAAUUAGCUCGUCAACCAGCUGCCAUUUAGCUCCGGAGAAGAGAAAAAGCGCUUUGUACAAUUUCAAUUUCACGUUGGUCAGAACAUUUCUCAUUUUGCGUUUCACACGGAAGACUAUUCAUGUUGCGCACGACCACGGUGUCGUCACGUGUGUUUUGAAAAGUUCUCAUGAAUGGAGCAGAACACGCAGUUCAAGUCGCAGCUCACGUCUUCUAACGUUAUACGCGCUGGGAACUUUUACAUGAGCUUCUCUACCUUUUUUUGUCUAAAGAAACCGCUCCGGGCUGCCGAAUACCACUUUUGCCGGAUGAUUGUACCGUCUUUAUUUUAACGCAAUUAUACUAACGUAGCGUUAGCAUUAAGCUAUCUCUGAUAGCAGAAUCGGUCCAAAGUAGUAAUACGGCAGUGGCAAGCAAAACGUGUCGUUAAAAUGGUGUUUUUCACCUGCAACGCCUGUGGUGAAUCCCUGAAGAAAGCCCAGGUUGACAAACACGUGGGCAUGUGCCGGGGAUGCCAGGUCCUUUCCUGCAUCGACUGUGGAAAAGAUUUCUGCGGUGAUGACUACAAGAACCACACGAGAUGUAUCAGUGAAAACCAGAAGUAUGGAGGCAAAGGCUUCGAGGCCAAGGCCAACAAAGGAGAUGUGAAACAGCAGCAGUGGAUUCAGAGAGUCCAUGACGCCAUGAACAAACCUGGAGUCAGUACGAAGCUAAAGGGUGUACUCCAACAAAUCAGUUCAUAUGAAAAUGUCCCAAAGAAGAAGGCCAAGUUUCAGAAUUGGAUGAAAAGCUGUCUUAACAUAGCCAACAGCAGUCUUCAUGAUGAGGUGUGGGACCUCCUCACUGCAGUUGACCUUUCUCCUGAGGCCCCCCAAGAGACUAAAGCAGCUGAAGAGACCGUGGCUGAAGUCAGAGUGGAUUCUAAUGGAAAUGAAAAACAGAACGGCCAUCAAGACGGCGGGAAGAAGAAACUGAACAAACGUGAGCGCAAAGCGGCACGUCAGCAGAAGAAUGGGAAGGCGGUGAAAGGUGCCGAUAAGACUGUUGCAGAGGAGCCAGAAGGCAAAAAGAAAAAGGACAGAAAGAGAAAGCACAGCUCUGAAGAAGAUGAAGAGCAGAAUGGUGCCGAUAAUGAGACAUCCAGCAAGAAGUCAAAGACAAUUGACGAAGAGGCUGCUGAGACUUCAGAGACCGAGGAUCAAAAAGUUCCCAGAGGCAAAUUCAACUGGAAGGGAAAUAUCAAGGCUGUACUCAGAGAAUCUGCUGACCAGGAACUGCCAGUAAAAAAACUGUAGAAGAAGAUUUUGGCAGCAUACUACUCUUUUACUGGUGAUGGGAAUUUUAAAAAAGAGGAGGAGGUGCUUGCCCUUUUCAACAAGAAGAUCAGCAACAAUCCAAAAUUUAGAGUCUUGAAAGACCGAGUUAGACUUGUAAAGUAGGUGUAUGACUCACCCGUCUGGCACAGAAUGUAUGUUAUUAGACUUUUAAAAUUGAAAUGCCAUUCUUGUCUUCAAUCUUCGCUUUGAUGUUUUUGUACAGAUGACCAAAUUUCGAGGAUUAAAUGAUUUUAUAACACAA
Gasterosteus aculeatus aculeatus (three-spined stickleback) is the source of this 1585-nucleotide messenger RNA. It is a transcript of the gene lyar, whose product is annotated as Ly1 antibody reactive homolog (mouse). Gene Ontology annotation, cellular component: nucleolus. NCBI's taxonomy places the organism in Eukaryota, Metazoa, Chordata, Actinopteri, Perciformes, Gasterosteidae. The record is from RefSeq and is a predicted model, not a curated record. Gene Ontology annotation, molecular function: DNA binding. Gene Ontology annotation, biological process: negative regulation of transcription by RNA polymerase II; rRNA processing.